Molecule: messenger RNA, 1611 nt
Organism: Penicillium cataractarum
Lineage: Eukaryota; Fungi; Ascomycota; Eurotiomycetes; Eurotiales; Aspergillaceae
Exons: 5
Coding region: 1-1611 (536 amino acids)
Biological process (GO): transmembrane transport; carbohydrate transport
Cellular component (GO): membrane
Molecular function (GO): carbohydrate:proton symporter activity
Source: RefSeq, a predicted model, not a curated record
AUGGGCCUCAUUGCGGACACGAAACAAGCGAUUCGGGAUUCUCCCAAGGGGAUGUUUAACUGGUACGUGAUGAUGUGUACCUGCAUCUUCGCUUUCUCAGGUGUUUCCAAGGGGUUUGAUGAAGGAAACAUUGCCUCCAUCGUGGUACAAAGCCACUUCAAGAAAGUUUUUGGACUCUCCAAAGAGUCUGAUGAGCAGUAUGCUAACACAAAAGGCUGGCUGGUCUCUAUUGCUACCGCCGGUGCUGUCUUUGGAUGUUUGGGGUGUCUACCUCUUACCGACAAAAUAGGACGACGGUGGACGUUGCUCAUUGCAACCGUGAUUUAUAUGGCCGGCGUUCUCGGACAGGGUCUGAAUGGGGGAAGCCUGUCUGGCAUGUACGCCUCCAGAUUCAUUGCUGGAAUUGGUAUCGGGGCCACAACUGUUAUACCUCCUAUGUAUAUCACUGAGAUCGCACCCAAGUCUAUCCGAGGACUCCUCACCCUCCAAUACGCCGCCUGUCAACAACUCGGGGUGGUAUUUGGUUUCUUCAUCAACUACGGCGUGACCAAGAGCUACGCCGGCACCAACACCCAAUGGAUGCUCCCAACGCUACUCCAACUUCUACCAGCGUCUAUCUGGGGACUUGGCAUCUUUCUCUGUCCCGAAUCUCCCCGUUGGCUUCUAUACAUUGGCCAACGAGAGCGAGCCAUGGCCAACCUGGCAAAGCUACGGCAUCUUCCUAUCGACCACCCAGUACUCCUCGCCGAGAUAGCAGGUAUGGAUGCUAGAAUUCUCCAUGAAACAGAAGCAGUCGGCAACUCAGGGCUGUGGGAUCUCUUGAGAGAAACCCUCGUCCCCGUUGAGAAUAGACGGCGCUUCUUUCUUAUUUUCAUGGCGACGCUGUUCUCACAAUGGUCUGGAGCGAAUGCAAUCACGCAGUACUCGCCGACUAUCUUUGGUUACCUGGGUAUUUCGGGAGAUGAGUCUAAGUUCUUGGCUACUGGCAUCUAUGCUAUUGUCAAGUUCGUGAGUACAUUGGGGUUCGCACUCUUUGUGGUUGAUUUUAUUGGUCGGCGCCGCUCCCUUUUGACGGGUAUUUGUCUCCAGAUUAUCACCCUGGCCUAUGUUGGUGGUUAUCUCGGUGGAACGAGCAACAUGACAGCACGUCAGAUUGCCAACUCGCAGGACGCUACUCGCGCAUCGACCGGCGCCAUAGUAGCCAUCUACUUCCACGCCGUGGCAUGGAGCAUCGGCUGGUUCAGUAUCCCGUACCUAAUCGGAUCCGAGAUUUUCCCGACAAAGAUCCGUUCGUUUAACAUGUCUAUUGCGAUGGGCUUUCACUGGGCGUUCUAUUUUGGAUGUUCACGAGCGAUGCCUAGUCUACUUGCUGCAACCCACAAAUGGGGGGCUUUUGUUUUCUUCGGAUGCAUUUGCUUAAUAUCCUUGAUUUACGUUUACUUUGCCAUGCCGGAUACGACUGGGCGAUCACUCGAAGCUCUAGACGGUCUUUUCCAGCGGCCAUGGUAUACUAUGCGCAAAGUGGCCUAUGCCGAGAAAGAUGAGAUUCAAAUUGAGCAACUUGGCAAAAGAGAGAUAGCUCCUCGUGCGGAACACUGUGAAGAGGCAUAA